AUGGUAGCAGAAACAAAACUCUACGACUCCUUGAGUGUGAAACCCGAGGCCACACAAGAUGAGAUUAAGAAAGCAUACCGCAAGGCUGCUCUGAAGCACCACCCAGACAAGAACAAAGACAAUCCUUCCUCCGCCGAAAAAUUCAAAGACGUCUCCCAAGCCUACGAAGUCCUCUCCGACCCCGAGAAACGCAAGGUCUACGACCAGUACGGACUCGAGUACCUGAUGCGCGGUGGCCCGGCACCUCCGCCCCCGGGAAGCGGCGGCGGUGGCGGAGGAACCGGCUUCGACGGUGGCAUGCCCGGAGGAUUCAACUUCGGUGGCAUGCCUCGAGGCGGAAGUCACAAGUUCCACUUCUCCACUGGUCCCGGUGGCGGCGCAGGCUUCAAUUUCAGUGAUGCCGACGACAUCUUCCGGAACUUCGCUAAGGGCAGUGGGGGAAUGGGUGGAAUGGGCGGCAUGGACGACGACGACCUUCUUUCUACGAUGUUCGGCAGCAGCGGCAGGGGCGGCGGCAUGGGCGGAAGUGGUUUCCGCAGCAGUCGACCUGGUGCUGGAUACUCGUCGAAGCCUAAGCGGGCACCCACGCCGGAACCGACUAUUGUUGAGAAGGACCUGCCGCUCACCCUGGAGGAAAUUUACAACGGAACCUCGAAGAAGGUCAAGACGAAGAGCAAGGCUUUCGACCCCUCGGGCAAGCGGACUACACAGGAAGUCACGCUCGAAGCCAACAUCAAGCCUGGUCUCCGGGCUGGAUCGAAGAUCAAGUACAGAAACAUUGGAGACCAGGAAGAAGGGGGCCGACAAGAUGUGCAUCUGAUCGUGAAAGAGCUCCCGCACCCUACAUUCAAACGUUCCGGCGAUAGCCUGGUCGCGACGGUGGAACUCACUCUAAAGGAAGCACUUACAGGGUGGGACCGAAUUAUCCGAACCAUCGAUGGCAAGUCAAUCCGUGUCGCGAAACCUGGCCCAACCCAACCCGGCCACGAAGAGCGAUAUCCCGGCCUGGGCAUGGUGAUCUCACGCAACCCCAGCGAGCGCGGUGAUCUCGUCAUUCACGUCAACGUCAAGUUCCCCACCAGCUUGACCCAAUCCCAGAAAGACCUUCUGAAGGAUGUUUUACCUUGA
This is a messenger RNA of Penicillium olsonii, 1128 nucleotides long. Lineage: Eukaryota; Fungi; Ascomycota; Eurotiomycetes; Eurotiales; Aspergillaceae. The record is from the annotation of a GenBank genome assembly.